AUGACCGCCAACGACAUACCUCACAUCCCAGACGACGUUACCCUGCCCCAAUUCAUCUUUGGAACGCACUAUCUACGACCAUCCCGUCCUAAAAACAUUCCCUGGUUGAUUGACGACGAAUCUGGCCUUCGGUACGGAGAAAGCGAGCUGAAAGAGAGGUCACUCGCGUUGUCGAGUGCCUUGCAGAAACGCUUUUUGCUGAAAUCCGAUGACGUUGUGGUGUUGUUUAGUGGAAAUCACAUAGAUUACCCCAUAUGCAUCUGGGCAAUUCAACAGCUCUUGGGCAUUGUAUCGCCAAUAAAUCCUGGUUUCACCGUUCCCGAGCUGACCACGCACCUUCGAGCCGUGAAGGCUUCCGUCGUGAUUACGCACUCGGACGUGCUACCGACUGUAGAGAAAGCCGCUCAGCAAGUUGGAAUACCACUUGAUCGAAUUGUUACCAUUGACAAGGGUAACCGGGUCUCAAUCCCCCAAUUGCUUGAAGAGGGUCGAUCGCUACCACCUCCGAGGGAAUUCAAGCUGAAGCCGGGUGAUAACAGAAAACAAAUCGCAUUCCUGACUACUUCCAGCGGAACUACUGGUCCUCCCAAGGUCGUGAAGAUAUCCCAUUACGCUGUGAUCGCGAAUGUUCUCCUUGUGGCCGCUCACAACAAAGUACACCUGGAUUACACCCAAUGGCCCGAAAAACGUUAUAGGGUAGGAGACAGCUGUUUUGCUGUCUUGCCUCUCUAUCGUGAGUGCCUGUCUAUCUUGCGAAUACGCUGCAUUAACAAGGUCGAUGCAGAUAUCUAUGGUCUUGACCUCAUUCUCCAUUUCAACAUAUUCGCAGGGAUGUCCGUAGUCAUUGCACCAAAGUUCAACUUUGCGAAGAUGCUGUCAAGUAUUGUCCGGCAUCGAAUCACUCAUUUGAUGAUAGUUCCUCCACAAGUAGUCCUUCUCUGCAAGGAUCCCAUUGUGAAGAACUAUGACCUAUCCGGUGUGCGUGUCGUGCUUUGCGCCGCCUCGGCUCUUCCGGCGGAGCUGUACGAACAGCUCUCAGCCUUACUCCCCCAUGCACAUAUUGGACAGGCAUACGGCUCGACCGAAGUCACUGGUGUCGCCUCAAUGUGCCCGAUCGGCGACAAGAAGAAUCCGUAUGGUGGAACGCUCAUACCAGGAGUAACAGGAAAAGUUAUCAAGCCCGAUGGGUCACCUGCUGCGCCCAAUGAAGAGGGAGAGCUUCUCAUCAGGACCAUUGCCUCUGCUUCUGGAUACUUGGAUAAUGAAGCUGCCACCAAAGAGACCUUCUUGGACGACGGCUGGAUCCGGUCGGGGGACAUUGUGAGAAUCGAUGGUGCUGGGAAUAUUGUAGUCGUGGAUAGGGUCAAGGAAAUGAUCAAGGCACGUCUCUGA
This is a messenger RNA of Marasmius oreades (fairy-ring Marasmius), 1392 nucleotides long. RefSeq lists its product as uncharacterized. Gene Ontology annotation, molecular function: CoA-ligase activity. The record is from RefSeq and is a predicted model, not a curated record. Gene Ontology annotation, biological process: secondary metabolic process. Bases 1 to 1392 code for a protein of 463 amino acids. NCBI's taxonomy places the organism in Eukaryota, Fungi, Basidiomycota, Agaricomycetes, Agaricales, Marasmiaceae. The transcript is spliced from 14 exons.